AGAGGAACGGAACGCAUUCCUUCUGUGGGCUUGCAUCAUGGAGGCCAGCAGCCAGUCCAGCAGCAAUCAGGUUCUCUAUAAAGAUGUUGAAGGGGUUAAAGAGAAGAGGGCCAAGUAUCGCAUCUACCAGCACAUGGCUCUGAUUCUGGCGUUUGUCUUCCUCUUUUUGGGCCUGUGCAUUUUCAGCUUGGCAUAUCUUUGGAGCCCCACUCUGGGAAAAGUGUACGACCACCAGUACAAAGCGCUUCUAGAUGGCGUCGAGACACACAGCCUAAUGGAGAUCGACCCGAUUCGGCAGAUUGAAAUCUUCCGAAUUGGAAAUGGGAGUCAGGAGGUUCUCGAGGUGCACGACUUUAAACAUGGACUCACUGGGAUCCGCUUUGCCGAACAUCAGAGGUGCUACAUCAGGAGCCAAACCAGGACACUGCCCACAGCGGCAGAGGUGGAGACUGAAGACGGCGACUUAGAGCAGGUCGAUGCCAUGGAUACUAAAAUGGAGGACUCCCAAGUGUGGGUUCCCGCCGAGGAGCCUAUCAUUGACCCGGCGUUCCUCUUGCAGUCGAAGAUCUGGGAAUUCUGCCAGGAGCUGCCCAUCCACUGGAUCCAUCCCUCCCCUUUGAGCGAAUCAGAUUCUGAGCUGCAAGAGGAGGUAGAGCACUUGGACUCCCCUGACACAGAGGUGAAAGGUCAUCGCUCCACCCGUGAUGUGGAGGACCACCCUCCAGUGAACGACUACAGAGCUGUGGGUCUGGAGCUGGACAACCGCCUGGACGAGCGCGGUUACUGCUGCCAGUACUGUCACCGUGGGUACCGCUUCUGCCGCCGCUACCACGUGCCGCUGGGCGGCUUCAACCCGUGGCCGUACUACUACCGAGGAGGCCACGUCAUCUGCCAGGUGGUGAUGCCGUGCAACUGGUGGAUAGCCCGCAUGCUGGGCAGGGUCUGAGAGGGCCGGGCUGGGGGAACGUUGUUGUCCGCGUUGAAUUGUUGCUUCGAUGCAUCUUUCACCACUCAUGAGAUGAAAGUGGACCGACGGCCGUUAAUUAUUUCCCGAGCCGAAUGUUGGCUGGAGGCGUGCUCGUCACACUAAAUAGGCCCUGGGGCAUUUUGGAGGCUUUCUUAAAAGGCAGCCGUCAUUUAUCAUUUCCUUUGCUUUUUGUUUUCUGUCAUCCUGUGUAUAAUGCAUGCUAGCAUGUUUGGACGAUGUCAAAUAUUUGAGAUAAAAAUCAGUUUUGUUUUUUUUACUAUUACUGUUAUGUAUUAAUAUUUACUCAGAGUAUAACAGUAGUUUAUGUUGAGAUUUUUAAUAUACUAUUUAGUGUCAUAUUUUGGGCAAGUU
This is a messenger RNA of Phycodurus eques (leafy seadragon), 1339 nucleotides long. It is a transcript of the gene tnmd, whose product is annotated as tenomodulin. Bases 38 to 946 code for a protein of 302 amino acids. The record is from RefSeq and is a predicted model, not a curated record. Lineage: Eukaryota; Metazoa; Chordata; Actinopteri; Syngnathiformes; Syngnathidae. Gene Ontology annotation, biological process: negative regulation of endothelial cell proliferation; negative regulation of angiogenesis. The transcript is spliced from 7 exons.